AUGGCAACAGAAAUGUUGGACAUUGAUAGUUUAUUAAAAGAAAUUACAGGGCUUAGGGACCAUAGUUGUAGAAAUGGAUUCUCGCACCAGAGAGUUCAAAAGUUUAAAGUGCUUAAUAGUGAUACCAAUGAGAGGCAAAAAAUUUUACAUCUAAUUGACUCUCAUGUGCCAAGCUUAAGGGAGACUGCUGGUAUGCAGUUCACAAAAAUCAUUGAGCAUGAGUGUCUGGGAGAUAUGAAAGAGUAUUUUCAGAUGCUGAAGGAUGUUAUUUCCACUAAAUGUACCCAAGGGGGUAUGGAUGAAGUCUUAAAACAACAAUUGGAAAUGCCCAAGGAAUGGACCGUAAUUCAAAUAACUCACCAGAUCAACCCUGUAGAGCUUCAAAGCCUCGAGCCCUCUACAUAUGAGACUAAUGGGAUAGAUUUGGUUGUGUUUAAUUGUGGGCAGGAAAAUGUUGAACCUUUUUUGGUCAGCCUGUCGUCACCCCCGUCCUUAAACGGUCAAAAAUUCGAACUUCUCCAAAAACUGAUGGACGUAUUAAAAUUAAAUAGUGAAAUGCUAACCUCCACUUCCCAAAGGCAUUUUUUCAAAAAUAAACGGGAGAAAUACGAUUACAUGCAACGUCAAGAGGAUACGGAACUAACGGUACAAGAGUUGGUGAGGGAGGCUGAACAUAAUUGGCUGAGAGAGUGGAGGUGUUUGUUAGUGGGGAAAUUUCAGAGCGAGGAAGCUGAGGAGGAGGUACGAGGGGAGGUAUGGAGGUUGGCGAGGGAGUGUCUUAAGGGACAUAAGUUAAAUGGCAAGGACAAGGAACUGUUGUACUACAUCAUUAAAGGAGCCGAUCGUUUGACUACUUCAGAAAUCUCCGAAGCCAUAAAGUUGUGCUGUGGUGAUUUAUGCCAAAAUACCGCAAAAGACCUCGUCCGAAUGAUAAAAGAAAUAAACGUGAAAAUCAACUGCAAAUAUGACAUGUUACCUCGCCAUCCUGUUAUUCUAGUGUUGGACGAAUCCUUGGACGCGAUCCCGUGGGAAAUGAUGGAAAUUUUCAAUGGAGAACCGGUUACCAGAAUCCCCUCUUGGCAUUUCGUUUAUUAUUUAUUUAAGGCCCACGAAAAACAUAUUAAAAAUGGACUUAGAGUAAUUUCCAGACCCCUUGAGGGAAAAUUCAUCAUCAAUCCGGACGGGGAUUUAGUCCAAAUGGAAAAAAGAAUGGUUUCAUUUUUUAAUUAUUGGCUAAAAGGCUGGACCGGUAUUAAUGGUCGCAAACCAACUAGCGAUGAAUUUUAUGAUUAUUUGGAACAGUCCGAUGUUUUCUCUUACAGCGGGCACGGAAACGGAACCCAUUUGUACACUAUAGACAUUUUAAAAAGAAAAACUAUAAAAUCGGUGGUGUUACUGUUCGGUUGCGCGAGUACAAAAAUAGCACGUCAAGGUCCCCAGUUAGGAACAUACGGGAGUUAUCACAUUUUUUUAAUCGCCAGGGCACCGUGCGUCUUGGGAAUGCUCUGGCCUGUAACCGAUACGGUCACAGACCUUUUAACUACGGGAUUUUUGAGCAGUUGGUUGCCCUCUGAAGCUCCCAUUCAUUGGUCACAAGUGGAUAAAAAAGCGUGGAAAAAGGGUGGACCGUACGAUAAUUUCAGUGCCAUUGAUGUUCAGGCACCGCCGAUUAACAGUAAUUUGGAGCUAUUAAGGGCGCUGUGGAGCGCUAAGAGCUCGUUAAGUAGUUUUUUUACUAAGGCCGCAUGUGUGGUGCGAGGUUUGCCAGUCAAAAUUGCUGAUUGAUUUUUCAAUUCAAUG
This is a messenger RNA of Anthonomus grandis grandis, 1800 nucleotides long. It is a transcript of the gene Sse, whose product is annotated as separin. The coding region runs from base 1 to 1785 and encodes 594 amino acids. Gene Ontology annotation, molecular function: cysteine-type endopeptidase activity. Lineage: Eukaryota; Metazoa; Arthropoda; Insecta; Coleoptera; Curculionidae. Gene Ontology annotation, biological process: proteolysis; meiotic chromosome separation. The transcript has 3 exons. The record is from RefSeq and is a predicted model, not a curated record. Gene Ontology annotation, cellular component: cytoplasm; mitotic spindle; centrosome.